UUCUGUUAAAAAAAUCACUCAAGCAUCUCCUUUCUCCUUCUCAUCUUUAAUUGCCCGCAUGAUGGCCUUAGCUAAUUUUCUUUUUAUUGUAUUCCUUCUACCUUCUCUUGAAGCUUUGUCCAAUGUAAUCCCAUCAGAAGAUCAACAAGAAUUAAAUACACAAGCUUUGAUCUUGCAAGCUUGUAGUAAUGUUGAAAACCUGAGCUCAUGCCUGUCAAAUUUUCAAGCUGAGCUUCAAAAGAGUGGUCCUCCUACUGCACAGUCAAUCAUCCAUGCUGCCCUUAGGGCUACGCUCGAUGAAGCGAGGCGAGCCAUUGAUACGAUUACAAAGUUCAAUUCUUUGUCUAUCAGCUACCGCGAACAAGUUGCGAUCGAGGACUGCAAAGAACUUCUCGAUUUCUCUGUAUCUGAGUUAGCAUGGUCCUUAAUGGAGAUGAACAAAAUCCGAGCAGGCAUAAAGAAUGUUCAUUAUGAAGGAAACUUGAAAGCUUGGCUUAGCGCUGCACUAAGUAACCCAGAUACAUGCCUUGAAGGAUUUGAAGGCACAGAUCGACAUCUCGAGAACUUUAUCAGUGGAAGCAUAAAACAAGUUACACAACUAAUUGGUAAUGUCUUAGGUUUGUAUACUCAGUUGCAUAGCUUACCCUUUAAACCUACACGAAAUGAUAAUGCAACUACUCCGAAGUCAAGUUCAGAUAAGUUCCCAGAAUGGAUGACAGAAGGUGAUCAAGAGCUUCUGAAAGGUAGUUCUCUUGGUAUGCACGUAGAUGCAAUUGUGGCCCUUGAUGGUAGCGGUCAUUACCAUACCAUUACAGAGGCCAUUAAUGAAGCUCCAAGUUAUAGGACUCGAAGAUAUAUCAUAUAUGUGAAGACGGGAGUUUAUAGAGAAAACAUUGACAUGAAGAGGAAGAAAUCUUAUAUCAUGCUCGUUGGGGAUGGUAUUGGGAAGACCGUGGUCACAGGCAAUCGCAAUUUCAUGCAAGGAUGGACUACCUUUAGAACUGCUACCGUGGCGGUCUCUGGGAAGGGAUUCAUAGCAAGAGACAUGUCAUUUCGUAACACGGCUGGACCAUUAAACCAUCAAGCUGUGGCCCUUCGAGUUGAUUCGGACCAAUCCGCCUUCUACCGAUGCAGCAUGGAAGGCUACCAAGACACCCUUUAUGCCCACUCCCUCCGCCAAUUUUACCGCGAAUGUGAAAUUCACGGGACCAUAGAUUACAUCUUUGGCAAUGGUGCAGCUGUGUUCCAAGAAUGCAAGAUCUACACUAGAGUGCCACUACCACUACAGAAGGUUACAAUCACCGCUCAGGGAAGGAAAAACCCUCAUCAAAGCACUGGAUUCUCGAUCCAAAAUAGCUACAUCUUUGCCUCGCAACCAACAUACUUAGGGCGGCCAUGGAAGCAAUAUUCCAGGACAGUUUUUAUGAACACAUACAUGAGUGCUUUGGUCCAGCCUAGAGGGUGGCUUGAGUGGUAUGGCAACUUUGCAUUAGGCACGUUGUGGUAUGGUGAGUAUAGGAACCGUGGCCCUGGAGCAUUACUAUCUGGCCGAGUCAAAUGGCCUGGUUACCAUAUUAUUCAGGAUGCUCGCACAGCUAAAUUCUUUACCGUCACGCAGUUCAUCGAUGGCAUGUCAUGGCUGCCAUCCACAGGCAUCAAGUUCACAGUAGGCUUGGGCAAUUAAGCUAGCAUACAUAGCACAUGGUUUUGAAGUAAUGUGUUUGAUUUCUAUCUAUAUUUAAUUUGUAUUUGAUUGCAAUUUAGGGGUCACACCUGGCCAUGUCCAGCUAGUGAGGAUCCAAUAGGUUGGUAUUAAUGUUUAUAUUUGACUAUGAUUAAAUUUUAAUUUCAAGGAAUAUAACUUACUUAGUGUUAAA
This is a messenger RNA of Populus nigra (black poplar), 1877 nucleotides long. RefSeq names its product putative pectinesterase/pectinesterase inhibitor 22. NCBI's taxonomy places the organism in Eukaryota, Viridiplantae, Streptophyta, Magnoliopsida, Malpighiales, Salicaceae. Bases 59 to 1684 code for a protein of 541 amino acids. The transcript has 2 exons. Gene Ontology annotation, biological process: cell wall modification. Gene Ontology annotation, molecular function: pectinesterase inhibitor activity; pectinesterase activity. The record is from RefSeq and is a predicted model, not a curated record.